This is a messenger RNA of Psammomys obesus (fat sand rat), 3529 nucleotides long. It is a transcript of the gene Arhgap18, whose product is annotated as Rho GTPase activating protein 18. The record is from RefSeq and is a predicted model, not a curated record. Gene Ontology annotation, cellular component: cytoplasm. Gene Ontology annotation, biological process: signal transduction; regulation of actin filament polymerization; regulation of small GTPase mediated signal transduction. Gene Ontology annotation, molecular function: GTPase activator activity. The transcript has 15 exons. NCBI's taxonomy places the organism in Eukaryota, Metazoa, Chordata, Mammalia, Rodentia, Muridae. Bases 115 to 2112 code for a protein of 665 amino acids.
GCUGGCCGGGACAGGGGAGGGGCUGGCCCUUGCUAAUGAGCAAGUUGCCAAGGCGAGACAGGAACUUCAUUCCCUUCUGUGUCAGGAUCCCAGAAUUAUGCCCCUUCUGUCACCAUGAGCUGGCUCGAGAGUUCCCCCGGAGUUGUGCUAACUGCUUACCACCCCAGCGGCAAGGACCAGGUCGUUGGGGAGAGACCUGCAAAUGGAGGCGACGAAACCACCUCCAGUCGCAGAUAUGGCCAGUACACCAUGAACCAAGAAAGCUCCACCAGAGUUACAGAGAGACCUCCAUUUGACCGAUCGAGUUCUCAGGAUUCUUUGGACAAUACAGCAAUGGAGGAUUAUUGGACGGAACUAGAAAAUAUCAAGAGCUCUAAUGAAAAUCGCCAAGAAGGUCAAGAGGCUGUAGUUGUCAAGGAGCCUGAUGAGGGAGAGCUGGAAGAAGAAUGGCUCAAAGAGGCAGGUUUGUCCCAUCUCUUCGGAGAGUCUGCCGAGGACCCGCAGGAAAGCAUGGCGUUGUUAUCCACACUGACCCGGACUCAGGCAGCGGCUGUUCAGAAACGAGUCGAAACGGUCUCCCAGACCCUGAGGAAGAAAAACAAACAGCACCACAUUCCUGACGUCAGAGACAUAUUUGCUCAACAGAGAGAGGUGCAAGAAAAAUCUCCAGAUGGCCCAGAAUUGCAGCCAGUCGGAACAAAUGAAAACAAAUGCCAAGGAAAAGACGAAAAGGCAUCUAGUGGGCCUGUUGAUAACAAGGAGCUGAGCCCACCAAUGCGUGAGGACACACCUGCCUCUGAGACAGCCAUCAACCUGGAGGUGUCAUUUGCCGAGCAAGCUGACAAUCAGAAAGAGCUCAGUAAGGAGAGGACGCAGAAGAUCAGAGGCAAUGAUGCCUCUUUGCCAAGUUUCAGGCUACCAAAAGAUAAAACAGGUACUACGAGGAUUGGAGAUUUGGCACCCCAAGACAUGAAGAAAGUUUGCUUUCUUGCUCUGAUUGAACUGACUGCCUUGUAUGAUGUAUUGGGCAUUGAACUCAAACAACAGAAAGCUGUGAAAAUCAAAACAAAAGAUUCUGGUCUUUUUGGUAUUCCAUUAACCAUAUUGUUAGAACAAGAUCAAAGGAAAGUGCCGGGAACUAGAAUACCCUUGAUCUUUCAAAAACUGAUUUCUCGAAUUGAAGAAGGCGGUCUGGAAACUGAAGGCCUCCUACGAAUACCAGGAGCUGCCAUGAGAAUCAAGAAUCUUUGCCAAGAGCUAGAAGUGAAGUUUUAUGAAGGGACUUUCAACUGGGAAAGUGUCAAACAGCACGAUGCGGCCAGCCUGCUGAAGCUCUUUCUGAGAGAGCUGCCUCAGCCCCUGCUGAGUGUGGAGUAUCUCAAAGCCUUCCAGGCUGUCCAGAGUCUUCCAACUAGAAAACAUCAAUUGCAGGCCUUGAACCUCCUUGUCAUCCUUCUGCCUGAUGCAAACAGAGACACGCUGAAGGCCUUGCUUGAAUUUCUCCAAAGAGUCAUAGAUAACAAAGAGAAGAAUAAAAUGACAGUUGUAAAUGUAGCAAUGGUCAUGGCCCCAAAUCUCUUCAUGUGCCAUGCACUGGGUUUGAAGUCCAGCGAACAGAGAGAAUUUGAAAUGGCGGCCGGGACAGCAAACGUCAUGCACUUACUGAUUAAGUACCAGAAACUUUUAUGGACAAUUCCGAAGUUUAUUGUAAACCAAGUGCGGAAGCAAAAUACUGAAAAUCAGAAAAAGGAAAGAAAAGCCAUGAAGAAAUUGCUGAAGAAAAUGGCUUAUGACCGAGAAAAACAUGAAAAGCAAGAUAAAACUACAAAUGAUGCUGACGUUCCUCAGGGAGUGAUUCGAGUGCAAGCUCCCCAUCUUUCAAAAGUUUCCAUGGCAAUACAGCUAACCGAAGAACUAAAAGCCAGCGACGUACUCACCAGGUUUCUCAGCCAAGAAAGUGGGGUUGCCCAGACACUCAAGAAAGGAGAGGUUUUUUUGUAUGAAGUUGGAGGGAAUAUUGGGGAACGCUGCCUCGAUGAUGACACAUACAUGAAGGACUUGUACCAACUGAACCCAAACGCUGAGUGGGUCAUAAAAUCCAAGCCAGCGUAGAAGACAAGGACUAGUAACCUCAUUCUUGCUGGGUCAAGAGUGGAAGUAAAAGUAGCAGCUUUCCUAAUUAUUACACAGUGACACCCUCAAGCUUUAAAAUUAUAUAUAUAUGUAUUUUUUUGUGGCUGCCAUAAUUGUUGUUUAUUAUUAGAAAAAUAUUUUUGGAUUAAGGAAAAAGGGGCUUAGUUAGCUAAUGGGCUGUUUAUACAUACUUUAAAAUGUGUUCAGAUGUGACGGCUUUUUUUGUAUGAAAUAAGCUCUUUACCACUUUUUGUUUCUUUGUUUGUUUGGUGGGGGUACUAGGUAUUGAACCAGAACUUUGCUGAUUGUGGGCAAUUUCUUUAAUGACAUACCUAGUAAUAUCCCCAUCAGAUUAAAUAAUCUCUACUCAUAGAUUUACCAAUAGAGUUUGGGUUAUUUACCUCUUCAGAAUGUUGUCUUCCCCUUUUUACCCCCUCCUAUCUACCUUCCCUCAAUAAAAUUUGCUUUUUAACCAGAAAGAAAUAGUUAAUAGCAGGUAUGGAAAGCUAUGAAGACAAACCUAACUCAACAGUAUUCUUCUUACCACAGAAGGUUAGUGUUCAUAGCUUUGAAUCAACUGUCCAAACAAUCCAGGCAGUUGAUUUUUUUUUUUCAGCUUAUCUGACUUAUGUGCACAAAGUUGUAUCCAUCAUCAAAACCAAAAGUGGCAGGAACUUCCAAUUAUCACCAAAGCAUUAAAUGUUUAAAUACUCAGGAAAAAUGAACUGGAUCCACAUGAACUAUGAAUUACCUAAGACCACAAUGUGAAAAGCCAGAUCACUUUAUGUGUGCCACACUCUUUCAGAUAGAAACUGAAAAGUCACAUAUGAAGUUACCUGGCAACUUAGUCACUAUCACAGUAGUACAACACGGAACAAUUGGAGAACGCAUUGUGAAAGGCCACUUCCCCACCUCCAGAAUGAGUCUUCCGGGUGUGGCAAUCAUUUAUGUGAACAAGGCUUUGCUUGUCUUCGUACUUUAGGUGAUCUGAGUCAGGUGAUCUGUGUCAUUGAAAGUAUUAUUCCCAGGACUUUUCAUGCACAGAUCAUACUGUGACAAAACAUAAACCUCUGCUGUAAAUAAGAGAAAUGAAAUGAGAGCAAUGUUCGCCAUUUUAUAAGAGUAGAGUGUCAUUGAUAGAAAGGUGGUGUGCGUGGGUAUUGCGCCAAUGUGUUGACGAAACUGUUCGUAGUCCUUUAGGGGAAGCUGGACGUUCUCCGAAGCUCUUGAUGUCACUCUAAUUAGGAAGGAAAGUGCUGAAUAUGAAGGCAGCAAAAUGCUGAGCAUGUAAUUACGAGAGCAGCUGUGGAUGGAUGCUUCAGUAACGCCAUGGUGAUUCGUGCCAUUGCUUUUUUAUUUAAAGAAAUUUUAUAAUUAAAUGCCUUUUUCUAAACAA